AUGUCGAAGCUCAGCGAGGAGGAAAAGCUGGUUGUGACUCAGGAGCUUAUAAAGCACGUCGCGAAACUGAAGAAACUCGGAUCAAACAAGCCCGGGUUCCGGGGAGUCCCCGAAAAGGCUACCCUGGAUGAGAUAUUUAUGCCCGAUAACUAA
Pyricularia grisea is the source of this 153-nucleotide messenger RNA. RefSeq lists its product as uncharacterized. The transcript is spliced from 2 exons. The record is from RefSeq and is a predicted model, not a curated record. Bases 1 to 153 code for a protein of 50 amino acids. NCBI's taxonomy places the organism in Eukaryota, Fungi, Ascomycota, Sordariomycetes, Magnaporthales, Pyriculariaceae.